This is a messenger RNA of Phytophthora nicotianae INRA-310, 405 nucleotides long. RefSeq lists its product as hypothetical. The transcript has a single exon. The record is from RefSeq and is a predicted model, not a curated record. Lineage: Eukaryota; Oomycota; Peronosporomycetes; Peronosporales; Peronosporaceae. The coding region runs from base 1 to 405 and encodes 134 amino acids.
AUGGACGAAGUCAAGACGAAAUGGAGUGAAUUUGAUAGAUCCAGUGUUGUCACGCUGGUUAUGCGCCAUUGUCCAGCAUUAGAAGUACCCGAUAUGAUUACCGAAUUUCAUCAAACGAGUGGUAUCAAGGUGUACAAUUCUACGAUUGAUAGUUGGGGUUUUUCUGCGGCCAUUACGAAUACAAAUCACCCGGAACUCGGUUUCUUCUUCAUGAUUCGGGUGAACGUGACGGACGGUGUUCUUCCUCCAGGUCUUCACGAUGCCGAUUUUCCCAACAAUCUGUACGAUAUUGAGAUUUGUUAUUCGAAUCUUCGGGAGCUACCAGACGAUUUGGACUCAAUUUGGAUGGUUGGGACAAUGAGUACAGCCAACUUAAUCGUGUCCCACUUGCAAUACCAAACCUAA